Molecule: messenger RNA, 5062 nt
Organism: Loxodonta africana (African savanna elephant)
Lineage: Eukaryota; Metazoa; Chordata; Mammalia; Proboscidea; Elephantidae
Gene: TTC21B
Product: tetratricopeptide repeat domain 21B
Exons: 29
Coding region: 712-4593 (1293 amino acids)
Biological process (GO): protein localization to cilium; intraciliary retrograde transport
Cellular component (GO): intraciliary transport particle A
Molecular function (GO): protein binding
Source: RefSeq, a predicted model, not a curated record
GAGGUCCGCGAGGCGGUCGUUAGUCUGGCGGGAUUUCGGUGCCCUGAGUCCGGGUGCCACCCGCUGGCGUGGGCCUGCAGCCCACGUUACCUUGUCUGCUCUUCAGGGCCCUUCUGCGGACUAGAGGUCCCGGCAGCUCACUCGGGGCGCUGCCUUUUAAAGGCCGUUGGUGAGCUGGUCCUCCAGUUGGUUGUGUUUACUUUGACUUCUGUGUCGUGUUUGCAGGAAAGCCCGAUUACCACAUGCCACUCACUGCACCUCGGGCUGCGAUUUCUAAGGACUUAAAGCAAACUAAUGUUCUCUUCCCAUUCCAUACGGAAAGGAACACGGAAAGCAUAUGUGAAAACAAAGACAUGAGGCUUGAAAAGGGAGGAGUCUUUAUUCUAGUGUGAUAGUUUUUAUUCAUAUUAUCAGUGAUACAUCCAUUCAGCAAAUUCUUAAUAAGGGCCCACUUAAUAACUGAGGAUAUGGAAACAGACAAGAGACUGGAAAACAUAAGCGGUUUCUUUAGGAUGAUGGUCUCGUUUGUUCACUGAUUUCACCCAUUCAGCAAAUAUUUACCGAGGACUCUGUCCACUACGACCUGGAGAUCCAGUGAUGAGCAGAACCUCACAGCUUCUGCCUUCACAGAGUUUGUAGCCUCAUGCCUGUGAAAAGCCUCAGGCUUUGAUUAAUUACUAUUGUCAAGAGAGAUAUUUCCAUCAUGUGCUAAUGGUUGCCAGUGAAGGAAUUAAGAGAUACGGCAGUGACCCAGUCUUCAGGUUUUAUCAUGCCUAUGGUACAUUAAUGGAAGGUAAAAUUCAAGAAGCUCUUCGAGAAUUUGAGGCUAUUAAAAAUAAACAAGAUGUAUCACUUUGCUCUCUAAUUGCACUGAUAUAUGCCCAUAAAAUGAGUCCUAAUCCAGAUAGAGAAGCUAUUUUGGAAUCAGAUGCCAGAGUGAAGGAGCAACGGAAAGGAGCCGGACAGAAAGCUUUGUACCAUGCAGGCUUAUUUUUAUGGCACAUUGGUCGUCAUGAUAAGGCCAGAGAAUAUAUUGACAGAAUGAUCAAAAUGUCGAAUGGUAGUAAAGAGGGACAGGUUUUGAGAGCAUGGCUUGAUAUUACAAGAGGAAAAGAACCUUAUACUAAAAAAGCACUAAGGUAUUUCGAAGAGGGAUUACAAGAUGGAAUUGAUAUUUUUGCUCUUCUGGGUAAGGCACAAUGCCUUCACAUGCGUCAGAAUUAUUCAGGUGCUUUGGAGGCUGUUAACCAGAUAAUUGUCAGCUUUCCAAGCUUCCUUCCUGCUUUUGUAAAGAAAAUGAAAUUACAACUUGCCUUGCAGGAUUGGGACCAGACAGUUGAGACAGCACAAAGGUUAAUGCUACAGGAUAAUAAAAAUGUAGAGGCAUUAAGAAUGCUGGCACUUUACUAUUUGUGUAGGGAAGGGGAUAUAGAGAAGGCUACGGCCAAGCUGGAAAACUUAGGAAAUGCACUGGAAGCCGUGGAACCACAGAAUGCUCACCUUUUUUAUAAGAUCACAAUAGCCUUCAGCAGAACUUGUGGACGUAAUCAGCUCAUUCUUCAAAAGAUUCAAACAUUAUUAGAAAAAGCUUUUAGCUUAUCCCCUCAUCUUUCAGAAUUUGCUACAGAACUUGGAUACCAAAUGAUUUUACAAGGAAAAGUUAAAGAGGCGUUAACGUGGUAUAAGACUGCAAUGACGCUUGAUGAGACUAGUGUUUCUGCGCUAAUUGGAUUUAUUCGAUGUCAGUUAAUGGAAGGGCAGUUACAGGAGGCAGAUCAGCAGCUAGAAUUUCUUAGUGAAAUUCAGCAGUCCAUUGGAAAAUCGGCGGAAUUAACCUAUUUACAUGCAGUUCUAGCAAUGAAGAAAAAUAAGCGACAAGAAGAAGUUAUUGGUUUGUUAAAUGAUGCCCUGGACACUCAUUUUUCACACUUGGAAGAUUUACCACUUGGCAUACAGUAUUUCGAGACAUUAAAUCCCGAUUUCUUACUAGAAAUUAUUACAAAAUAUCUGAAUUUCUGUCCAGUGCAGCCUUUAAGUCCUGGGCAGCCUCUUUCACCAUUUCUUAGACGUUGUGCCUCAGUCCUUGAGACUAUUGUAAGAAGUGUACCAGGUCUUCUGCAAGCCGUCUUUCUAAUAGCAAAAGUGAAAUAUUUAUCAGGUGAUAUUGAAGCAGCUUAUAAUAACCUGCAGCAUUGCCUGGAACACAAUUCCUCUUAUGCGGAUGCUCAUCUCCUGAUGGCUCAAGUUUAUUUGUCUCAAGAAAAAUUCAGAUUGUGUUCUCAGUCUCUUGAACUUUGUCUGAGCCAUAAUUUUAAGGUGAGAGAAUAUCCUUUAUAUCAUUUGGUAAAAGCUCAGUCACAAAAGAAAAUGGGAGAAAUAGCAGAAGCAGUUAAAACUCUCCAUAUGGCAAUGAGUUUACCAGGAAUGAGGAGAAUUGGAGCUUCCUCAAAAUCUAAAUCCCGAAAAACUGAAAUUGAUGCAAGCCAUCGUUUAUCCAUCUUCCUUGAGUUGGUAGAGGUUCACCGCUUAAAUGGAGAACAGCAUGAAGCAGCAAAAGUUUUACAAGAUGCCAUCCAUGAAUUUUCUGGAACCUCGGAAGAAUUGCGUGUUACUAUUGCUAACGCAGACCUAGCUCUGGCCCAAGGAGAUGUUGAGAGGGCCUUAAGCAUGCUUCGAAAUGUGACAUCUGAACAGCCUUAUUUUAUAGAAGCCAAAGAAAAAAUGGCAGAUAUUUAUCUCAAGUACAGAAAAGAGAAAAUGUUAUAUAUCACUUGUUAUAGAGAGGUUGCUGAGAGAAUGCCCUGCCCUCGUUCCUUUCUUCUCCUUGGUGAUGCGUACAUGAAUAUCCAGGAGCCUGAAGAAGCCAUAGUAGCGUAUGAGCAAGCACUAAAUCAGAACCCAAAAGAUGGAACUUUGGCAAGCAAAAUUGGGAAAGCCCUAGUCAAAACUCACAACUAUUCAAAGGCCAUCACUUACUAUGAAGCUGCCCUGAAGAGUGGACAACAGAAUUAUCUUUGCUAUGACCUGGCUGAACUUUUAUUAAAAUUGAAAUGGUAUGACAAAGCAGAAAAAGUUCUUCAACACGCUUUGGCUCAUGAACCGGUAAGUGAACUGUCAGCUCUCAUGGAGGAUGGACGUUCUCAGGUUCUUUUAGCAAAAGUGUACAGUAAAAUGGAAAGACCUGGCGAUGCAGUCGCUUCCCUACAGCAGGCUCGAGAAUUACAGGCUCGAGUACUGAAACGUGUUCAGAUGGAGCAGCCAGAUGCCGUCCCUGCACAAAAACAUUUAGCAGCUGAAAUUUGUGCAGAGAUUGCAAAACAUUCUGUUGCUCAGAGAGACUAUGAAAAAGCAAUUAAGUUUUAUAAAGAGGCUCUUGUUCAUUGUGAAACAGAUAAUAAGAUAAUGUUGGAAUUGGCCCGAUUAUACCUGGCACAAGAUGACCCUGAUGCCUGCCUGCGACACUGUGCACUGCUUAUCCAGAGUGACCAGGACAAUGAAGCUGCUACCAUGAUGAUGGCUGAUCUCAUGUUCAGAAAACAGGACUAUGAACAAGCAGUGUUUCACUUACAGCAGCUUUUAGAACGCAAACCAGAUAAUUACAUGACAUUAUCUCGUUUAAUUGAUCUCCUAAGAAGAUGUGGAAAACUUGAAGAUGUUCCAAGAUUUUUCUUAAUGGCUGAGAAGCGUAACUCUAGAGCAAAAUUUGAGCCAGGAUUUCACUACUGUAAAGGACUGUAUCUUUGGUAUACUGGAGAACCAAACGACGCCCUUCGGCAUUUUAAUAAAGCUCGGAAAGAUAGUGACUGGGGCCAAAAUGCCCUUUAUAACAUGAUAGAAAUCUGUUUGAAUCCAGAUAAUGAAACUGUUGGAGGUGAAGUAUUUGAAAAUCUGGAUGGAGACCUGGGCAGCUCAACUGAGAAGCAAGAGUCUGUGCAAUUAGCAGUGAGAACAGCAGAAAAGCUCCUGAAAGAACUAAAACCUCAGACCGUUCAAGGUCAUGUCCAACUUCGCAUACUGGAGAACUAUUGCCUGGUGGCUACCAAACAGAAGUCUAAUGUUGAGCAAGCAUUAAAUACCUUCACUGAAAUAGCAACAUCUGAGAAAGAUCAUAUUCCAGCACUUCUGGGAAUGGCAACAGCUUAUAUGAUCUUGAAACAGACUCCAAGAGCCAGAAACCAGCUAAAGCGGAUUGCAAAAAUGAGUUGGAAUCCUAUUGAUGCUGAGGAGUUUGAGAAGAGCUGGCUGCUACUUGCUGAUAUUUAUAUUCAAUCAGCAAAAUACGACAUGGCUGAGGAGCUAUUAAAACGGUGCCUGCGUCAUAAUAGGUCUUGCUGCAAAGCUUAUGAAUAUAUGGGAUACAUUAUGGAGAAAGAACAAGCAUAUUCAGAUGCUGCCUUAAACUAUGAGAUGGCUUGGAAACAUGGCAAUCAGACAAAUCCAGCAGUAGGGUACAAACUGGCAUUUAAUUAUUUAAAAGGGAAAAAAUAUGUGGAUGCAAUUGAUGUAUGUCACCAGGUUCUUGAAGCACAUCCAACUUAUCCAAAAAUCAGAAAGGAUAUACUUGAUAAGGCCCGUGCGUCUUUGAGACCUUGAAUACUAUCUUAAUUUAUUGAUUAAACAGGAAAUGAAGGGAAUCUGGUUUUUAGCUCUUCCAGUUCAAAAUAAGUUUUUUUAGUGUGUUGUAAUAAAAGCAUACUUUCCUUUCUCCAGCAGAGGUUGCUGUUGUACAUGAAGAGCUGUGCCAAAUUGAUGUUUUAUCAUGAAGAAGUUGAAUGAGGGCAGGUCUAUUUGAUUGACUCUCUUGUGGUUAGGUACAGACUUGGCUCUCCAAGGUAGAGGUUAUAACCCAUUCAAUAGAGUAUUUUGUUAAAAUCUAAUUAAUUAAAUAUAACCCUAUAUCUUUCUUUUAUGGAGUAUUAGUUAUUUCAGGAAAUAUAUUUAAAACUUUAUUGUUCUCUGUUAAAAUUUUCGUAAUGUUUUAUCUUGUUUCAAAGAUUUGAGCAAAUUUUAUUGUAAAUUAUGAAAAGGAAAUAUAUAUUUUAAUAAAGAUUUUAUGAAUUCA